Messenger RNA from Mangifera indica (mango), 2750 nucleotides. Its product is annotated as phosphatidylinositol/phosphatidylcholine transfer protein SFH9-like. The record is from RefSeq and is a predicted model, not a curated record. The coding region runs from base 514 to 2310 and encodes 598 amino acids. The transcript has 16 exons. NCBI's taxonomy places the organism in Eukaryota, Viridiplantae, Streptophyta, Magnoliopsida, Sapindales, Anacardiaceae.
AGCAACAAACAAGUAGCUCAAUUUGCCGCAGUCACCUGUAACUCCUUACUCGAUCAAUAAGACAAUGCGCCGGUUUCACGCUUUCUCAACCUGAAAGCUACUUCCCUGCUUCCACUUCCACAUUGUUGUUAUUAUUAUUAUUAUAAAGUUCUUUUUCACAGAGAGAUUGUCAUUAGAAAGAAACUGUAAUAAUAUAUAUGUAUAUAUAUGUAUGCACGUUUAAAGCAUUUUUAAUCGUGAAGCUGAAGUACUGGAUCGCGUGAAUGUUGCUUGGUCCAAGUGUUCUUCGCCAAUUAUGCGAACUCGUGUCGUUGUCUACUUAUUUGCAUGAAGAAUUUUGGACAAUUUCGUCGUUUUGUAUAAGCUGCGACUUUUACCAGCCAAGAUUCCUCCAGAUCUAGAAGAUCUCUGUUUCUUCAUAUAACCGACGUUGUUACGGAGAUUUCUCUGAUUUACUUGCCUUCUUUCGUACUGAGUCAGUCUGGAUUCAGAUUAUAUUAAAUAUUAGAGGCAAUGCAAGAGGUAAUUUGGAUUGAAGAAGGUGAGAAGUUUAAAGGUGGCUUAGAUGUUGACACAUCCGAGGACGAGAGACGGAGAAGUCGGAGCAGAUCUCUGAGGAAGAAAGCUAUGAGUGCAUCAACAAGACUGACACACAGUCUCAGAAAACGCGGCAAGCAUGUUUCUAAUUCUCGAUAUGCUUCGAUUUCGAUUGAAGAUGUGAGAGAUGCGGAGGAGGAAAAGGCAGUUAAUGCCUUUCGCCAGGCAUUGAUUUCCCAUGACCUUCUUCCACCUCGCCACGAUGAUUACCACACCAUGUUGAGAUUCUUGAAGGCAAGGAAAUUUGAUUUUGACAAAACUGUACAGAUGUGGGCAGAAAUGCUGAAGUGGAGGCAAGAGUUUGGGGCUGAUUCUAUCUUACAGGAUUUUGUCUAUGAUGAAUUCGAAGAAGUCCAGUGUUACUAUCCUCAUGGUUACCAUGGUGUAGAUAAAGAGGGUCGGCCUGUUUACAUUGAGAGACUUGACAGAGCUGAACCCAGCAAGCUUUUGAAUGUCACCACAGUGGAAAGAUUUUUAAAAUAUCAUGUUCAGGGUUUUGAGAAGACAUUCGCCAUGAAGUUCCCAGCAUGUUCUAUCGCUGCCAAGAGGCACGUAGAUACAACAAUAACCAUACUGGAUGUCCAUGGAUUGAAGUGGAUGAGUUUUGGUAGGGUUGCGCAUGACCUUUUAAUGCGCAUACAGAAAAUUGAUGGUGACAACUAUCCUGAGACAUUACACCGGAUGUUCAUUGUUAAUGCUGGCAAUGGAUUCAAACUGCUAUGGAGCACAGCUAAAACCUUUCUGGACCCAAAAACAACUGCAAAGAUUCAUGUUUUAGGCAAUAGGUUCCAUAAACAACUGUUGGAGAUUAUAGACUCGAGCCAAUUACCAGAUUUUCUUGGAGGAACCUGCUCAUGUCCAAACGAAGGCGGAUGCAUUAGAUCUGACAAGGGACCUUGGAAUGAUCCAGGAAUUAUGAAACUGGUACAUGCUAGUCAUGCUAUGUCCCCAAGGAAGACAAUAAGUUCUUCUAAUGGCGAUGAUUUAGAACUAAAAUUAUUCACCUCUAAGGUUGCAAAUAAUGAAAUAUCUUCUAUUGAUUCAACUGUAGAUUCAAGGCCAAGUACAUCAGGCUUCAUACAGUUGAUGCCAUUUCAUAACAAACGAAGGAUGAAUGGUCCUACUUCUAUCUGCAGUGUGGUUGAACCAGUUGAUGCCACAGGAGCUGAUGGUGCCAGAUCUACAAAUGAUUUAGCCAUAGAAGAUAAUCCAAGAAGGUCACUAAAGAAGUUCAUUCCUUAUGUAACAAGUCAAGUGGUUCACUUUGUAUUCAAUCUGUUUGCAUGUAUCUAUCUUCUACUUCCAGGAUUGAGAAAACUUUUUAUGGUGCAACAUGCAAAUAUACCAUUAGAAAAUCAGACAAAAUCUCAGAUAGCACACUCAAUGUCUCAAGAGCAAAAUCUUCCUGAGGCAGUUGAGCAGGACUCAUUUUAUCCAUGCUGUGAGAGACUGCAGCGUUUAGAAGCGUUGGUAGGCGAUCUACUUAAAAAACCUAAAAGUAUUCCUCCAGAGAAAGAAGACAUGCUUUUUGAAUCAUUGAAUCGCAUUAAAUCCAUUGAACAAGAUUUACAAAAGACAAAAAGAGCACUUAUUGCUACUGCAACAAGACAAGUAGAGCUUGCCGAGUCACUGGAAAAUUUAAAGGAAAGCAGCUUACCUGUGGCAAACGCAUGUUGGCUGAGAAAAUGCAGAUCAUAUACCCCAUCAAGAUGAGCAUCGUUAUUUAGAAAACAUGUUUAAUUAAGCUGUCUUUCAAAUUUGCCCAGACAUUCAACAAUGCGAACUAGUCAGCGAGUCUUUCUUCUUAAAGUUGUAAAUCAUAAUAAUGCAGGUUCUUUUAAUUGGAGCAGAGAGUAGCCAGCCAUCCAGCCAGCGAAGUGAAAGUGUGGCACUGUUUUUAGGGCUCAUAACACGGUUGUCAAUAGGGAUAAUUUUGGCAGUGAGCGGGACACUGAUGUACAAAUAAUGUUUGAUGUUUCUGUACAUAUUAUAUUGUCUCUUUCCUUCUCUUUGUUUUUUUUUUUCUUACAGGGUACCUUGAGUUCAACCAAUUUUUAGUCAAUUGUGAAACGUAACUAAUUAUUUCUCUCUCUUGUUUAUGAGCUAGUAGUUGGAUUCGAUGUGAGAAUCCAAUUGACCAAGUUGUUGAUUGA